This is a messenger RNA of Aquila chrysaetos chrysaetos, 4841 nucleotides long. RefSeq names its product dynamin 1 (gene DNM1). NCBI's taxonomy places the organism in Eukaryota, Metazoa, Chordata, Aves, Accipitriformes, Accipitridae. Bases 189 to 2747 code for a protein of 852 amino acids. The record is from RefSeq and is a predicted model, not a curated record. The transcript is spliced from 23 exons. Gene Ontology annotation, molecular function: GTPase activity; microtubule binding; GTP binding. Gene Ontology annotation, cellular component: microtubule; cytoplasm; membrane.
CGGGCUGAGGCGAGCGGAGCCCGGGCGGGAGCGGGCGGCGUCGAGCGGGGCGAGGGGCGCGGGGCGCGGGCUGCUGCCGGUGGCCACCGGCCGGGGCGGGAAGAACCGGGCUGCCCGCCGGUGAGGUGCGCGGGAAAGGGAGGUAGUGUGAGCUCGCCUGCGAGAGGAGCCGGUGCCGCGCCGCAGCCAUGGGGAACCGCGGGAUGGAGGACCUCAUCCCGCUGGUCAACCGGCUGCAGGACGCCUUCGCCGCCAUCGGGCAGAACGCCAACCUCGACCUGCCGCAGAUCGCCGUGGUGGGGGGGCAGAGCGCCGGCAAGAGCUCCGUGCUGGAGAAUUUCGUGGGGAGGGACUUUCUGCCACGUGGAUCUGGCAUCGUAACCAGACGCCCGCUGGUCCUGCAGCUGGUAAACGCCAGCACAGAAUAUGGUGAGUUCCUACACUGCAAAGGAAAGAAAUUCACUGAUUUUGAGGAGGUCCGUUUGGAGAUUGAGGCUGAAACAGAUCGUGUUACUGGCUCCAACAAAGGGAUUUCCCCUGUGCCCAUCAAUCUUCGAGUCUAUUCUCCCCAUGUCCUGAACCUGACCUUGGUGGAUCUACCGGGUAUGACAAAAGUCCCAGUAGGGGACCAGCCCCCUGACAUCGAGUUUCAGAUCCGAGAUAUGCUUAUGCAGUUUGUCACCAAAGAGAAUUGUCUCAUCCUGGCAGUAUCCCCAGCCAACUCUGAUUUGGCCAAUUCUGAUGCCCUGAAGGUUGCAAAGGAGGUGGAUCCUCAAGGGCAACGCACUAUUGGAGUUAUCACUAAGCUGGAUCUUAUGGAUGAAGGAACUGAUGCACGAGAUGUAUUAGAAAAUAAAUUACUUCCUCUUCGUAGAGGUUACAUUGGUGUAGUCAACAGAAGUCAGAAGGACAUUGAUGGCAAGAAGGACAUUCAGGCAGCUCUGGCUGCAGAGAGAAAAUUUUUUCUCUCCCACCCGGCCUACAGACACAUGGCUGAUCGCAUGGGAACCCCCUACCUGCAGAAAGUAUUGAACCAGCAAUUGACCAACCACAUCCGUGACACCCUGCCAGGGCUGCGGAACAAGCUCCAAAGCCAGCUUCUCUCCAUUGAGAAGGAGGUGGAGGAGUACAAGAACUUUCGCCCUGAUGACCCUGCUCGCAAGACCAAAGCUCUGCUUCAGAUGGUCCAGCAGUUUGCUGUGGACUUUGAGAAACGCAUUGAAGGCUCUGGAGACCAAAUUGAUACCUAUGAGCUGUCAGGAGGAGCUAGGAUAAACCGCAUCUUCCAUGAGCGUUUCCCCUUUGAACUGGUGAAGAUGGAGUUUGAUGAGAAGGAGCUGCGGCGGGAGAUUAGCUAUGCCAUCAAGAACAUCCAUGGUAUCAGAACGGGUCUCUUCACGCCUGACCUCGCUUUUGAAGCCAUAGUGAAAAAGCAGGUGCAGAAGUUGAAGGAGCCAAGUCUGAAGUGUGUGGAUAUGGUAGUGAGUGAGCUCACAUCCACCAUCAGAAAGUGUAGCGAAAAGCUUAGCCAGUACCCUCAUCUGCGUGAGGAAAUGGAGAGGAUUGUUACUACUCACAUCCGCGAAAGAGAAGGCAGGACCAAAGAUCAGGUCAUGCUUCUAAUAGACAUCGAGCUGGCUUACAUGAACACAAACCAUGAGGAUUUCAUUGGCUUUGCCAAUGCUCAGCAGAGGAGCAGCCAGAUGAGCAAGAAGAAGGCAGCUGGCAACCAGGAUGAGAUCCUGGUCAUCCGAAAGGGCUGGCUCACCAUCAAUAACAUUGGGAUCAUGAAGGGUGGCUCCAAGGAGUAUUGGUUUGUCCUGACAGCGGAGAACCUCUCCUGGUACAAGGAUGAUGAGGAGAAGGAGAAGAAGUAUAUGUUACCAGUGGAUAACCUGAAACUGCGAGAUGUUGAGAAGGGGUUCAUGUCCAGCAAGCACAUCUUUGCUCUCUUCAACACUGAACAGAGGAAUGUUUACAAGGACUACCGGCAGCUGGAGCUGGCCUGUGAGACCCAGGAGGAGGUAGAUAGCUGGAAGGCUUCCUUCCUUCGUGCAGGAGUCUACCCAGAGCGUGUUGGGGACAAGGACAAAGCCAGUGAAGCGGAGGAGAAUGGAUCAGACAGUUUCAUGCACUCCAUGGACCCUCAGCUGGAGAGACAAGUGGAAACGAUCCGGAACCUGGUGGAUUCCUACAUGGCAAUUGUCAACAAAACCAUCAGAGACCUCAUGCCGAAGACAAUCAUGCACCUCAUGAUAAACAAUACCAAGGACUUUAUCCAUUCGGAGUUGCUGGCAAACCUAUACUCCUGUGGUGACCAGAAUACGCUGAUGGAGGAAUCGGCAGAGCAGGCCCAGCGACGUGACGAAAUGCUGCGCAUGUACCAUGCCCUGAAAGAGGCCCUCAACAUCAUCGGGGACAUCAACACCAGCACUAUCAGCACCCCUAUGCCCCCACCGGUGGACGACUCUUGGCUGCAGGUGCAGAGCGUACCAUCUGGACGCAGGUCUCCUACGUCCAGCCCCACGCCACAGAGGAGAGCUCCCGCUGUUCCACCCGCCAGACCUGGGUCUCGAGGCCCAGCUCCUGGACCACCUCCUGCUGGUGGGUCCACGCUGGGUGGUGCCCCCCCUGUGCCCUCCAGGCCAGGUGCCUCUCCUGAUCCCUUUGGGCCCCCACCUCAGGUUCCUUCUCGGCCUAAUCGUGCUCCUCCCGGUGUUCCCAGAAUCACUAUCAGUGACCCCUGAGGACUGGCAGCCACGCAGAAGGGGCCCUGCCUCACCUACUCGACCUACCAUAAUCCGACCGGCUGAACCGUCCCUCUUAGAUUUAUAACUUGAGGCUGUAGACAGCUGGCGACGAAUGCCGUGCUGGCGGCUUCCCCAUUCCACCCUCCCUUCCACAGCCACAGUCACUCCUCUCAUCCAUCCCACAUCUCUGCCUCCCACCACCCCUUCCUGGUGUGUCGUAAAACACUAGCCUAGUGAUCGAGCUCUUCGUCUUCACUCGUGCGUCCUGUAUUGCUUUGUGAGCGUAGAGUAGCCUUCAUUCAGUGGCAUGGAUCCCUGAAGUACACAGGCUCCUUGGAGAGAUCAGCCGCAGGGACGUCCUUAAGUCCAAGUGGUGGCUGUCCGUCCAGUAAUUUCAUCUGCCUGGUCUAGCCUGGAUAAGUGUCCUGCCUGCAUCAGUUAGCUGUAGCACCUAGGACUGAUCUGUAGCUAUUUUCUUUUCUUGUAGUUAAGACGACAAAAGUGUGACUUAGAAGAAAAACACUGUCAAAACAUGUGACACUGUUAGGAACAGAUUAAAUGUCCUGUGUAUUAGUUUGACUUCUAAGGUGCAAAAAUUCAUGUUGGGAACAGUGCAAUCAACCUUAUAUCAAAGUGAGGCAGGGAGAUCAAGAAAGGGGGGAACUCAAUGGAUCGGCAUAGUCCUGCUAGAGUGAAGUCUGAGAUAGCGCACACACCUCAGCGUGCAGGGAGCACAUGGACCUGCUCGCACUCAGCUCCCCAAAAGAGCUGGGGAAAUCCUGCUGGUGACGCACUGGCUCCUGCCAGCAGUUGUCUUGCAUCAUCGUUUUUGGCUGACUUUCCUGAAACCAGCAGGGAGAGGGGAAUAGAUAUGCUGCUCCCCCCUUGCAAAUGGACAACCAAACGUUUUCAGGGAGUUUGCUGUGUAAUGUUUUGUUGAAAAUAUUUCUGCUUUGAAUAAGCACAUCUUUCAGUGUUUUUUGGGUACUGUGGUGACUUCUUCCGUAGCCUUUUCUUCUUGCAUGUGGAUGGUACGUGUUUGGGGAAACUUGUAACCGUUGUUGAUCGCAACUCAUCUUCUUAAGGUUUGGUUUUUACUUUUCAUGCUACAUGUAUUAAAAAAAAAAAAAAAAAAAGACUUGAGAAUUAAAAAUAUAUCAACCCUGUACAUCUCAGAUGUCAUGUCUCUACUAGAGCUAAAUGAGCCACCUGUGUUGCAGGCUUUCAACCAGGCCUGAUUCAGAUUUAAGUUAUCUUAUUUCAGUGCUAUUGCUCUUAAUUUCUGUUGUGGAUCCUCUAUUGUUCUGAUGCCAGUUCCUUUCUGUAUUUUAACUAUUGUUUUACUACUUCUCCCCCUUUUCCUUCCCUUCCCCUUUUCCUUUUUUUCUUUGUUUUUCUUGUCUUUAAACUCCAGCCGGCCGGGUAAGGCCAGUCCCUCCCGCCCGGAGAGUCCAAAACCACCAUUUGACAUGUAGGCCUGCUCCCUCUGAGACUCUUUGCCUGCCUCUUAGCUGUUCUGUCCUGGAAUGGUCUGACUCGAAUCUCACACAUGGCUUGUUCUGUUUGUAUUUUGUGACACACACAUAUCAGAUGUGACUGUAGUGAAACUGUUUUUGGUUUUUUUGGUUUUUUUUUUCUUCCCAGCUGCUUAAAGGAGUUAAACAAGUAUAUUGUAGUAAUGAGAAACAUAUCUUUACUGUUAUAAAUAUAUAUAAAUAUAUAUAUAAAGAUGAAAAAUCUAUAUAUGUCCAGGUGUUUAAAGCCAUUUGUGCUUCCAUGUGGAUUUUAGGAAAUACUUAAGUAGGGAAAAGAAUAUCUAUAUACAUAUAUAUAUAUACACACACACAUCCAAAAAGUUAACCAAAUCCUGAUGUUGAGUUUUUGAGCUGAUUGUUAAAUUCUCUGCUGUGUGCAGUUGGGUUAUUGUAUUACCCCAGACUUGUGGGUGAACUGUCUCAGUGCUGGUAGUAGCUGUGAUGCAGUUUGUGAUCUACCUGUCACUCUUGUUUAUUGGAUGAAAUAAACUAUCAUUUCUGUAUAAUGAAGGUCUCCAUGACUAGAAUAAAACCAUCUCUCUUUCUCUUUCUCUGA